AUGACGGUACUAGAGGAUGAUGUACAGCGGUACAAGGAGUCCAUCGAGGAGCAACUGUUGCUGAACAGGCAGCACUUGGCGUCCCUGACGCACCCAGGCUGUCGGUUGAACUUCGAGCUUGGACCUUGUUCCAACGGUGGCGACGGUGACGGUACCCCCACGGAGGGGAAGGUGUUCCUGUUCGACAUCGAUAACUGUCUGUAUCGGUCCUCUACACGGAUCCACGACCUGAUGCAACAGUACAUCGUGCGGUACUUCCAACACACGCUCGAGUUGGACCACGCGACCGCGUGCGAGAUGAACAGACGGUAUUACAAGGAAUACGGGCUUGCGAUCCGCGGGCUCGUCAUGUGGCACGGUGUCGACGCGAUGGAGUACAACCGCAUGGUCGACGACGCGUUGCCCCUACAGGAUAUACUCUCCCCAGACUUGGAGCUCCGCCAGAUGCUUCUACAGUUGCGAAGCAGUGGGAAGUUCGAGAAGUUGUGGCUGUUUACGAACGCGUAUAGGAACCACGCAGUACGGUGUGUGAGCCUUCUGGGGGUCGCCGACUUGUUCGACGGGCUCACUUACUGCGACUAUGCGGAGCUGGACUCCAUCGUUUGCAAGCCGGAUGUGAAGGCUUUCGACAAAGUGAAGAAGCACACUGGGGUGCACAGUUACGAGCAGUUCCACUUCAUUGACGACAGCGGGAACAACGUACAUACUGGGUUGCAACUGGGCAUGGAACGGUGUAUCCACGUCGUCGAGCAUGCGAGGGAUGACAUGCACGAUAUCUUGGGGGACAGCCCAGAGGGCGCAAGCGUCGUAGAGAGGAUCACACAAUUGCCCCUCGUGGCACCUGAACUGUUCACGAGGGACUGA
Molecule: messenger RNA, 864 nt
Organism: Huiozyma naganishii CBS 8797
Lineage: Eukaryota; Fungi; Ascomycota; Saccharomycetes; Saccharomycetales; Saccharomycetaceae
Gene: SDT1
Product: nucleotidase
Exons: 1
Coding region: 1-864 (287 amino acids)
Biological process (GO): nucleotide catabolic process; pyrimidine nucleobase metabolic process
Molecular function (GO): nucleotidase activity
Source: RefSeq, a predicted model, not a curated record